This is a messenger RNA of Mesoplodon densirostris (Blainville's beaked whale), 2057 nucleotides long. RefSeq names its product follistatin like 3 (gene FSTL3). Gene Ontology annotation, molecular function: activin binding; protein binding. Bases 72 to 890 code for a protein of 272 amino acids. Lineage: Eukaryota; Metazoa; Chordata; Mammalia; Artiodactyla; Ziphiidae. The transcript has 5 exons. Gene Ontology annotation, biological process: regulation of BMP signaling pathway; negative regulation of activin receptor signaling pathway; cell differentiation. The record is from RefSeq and is a predicted model, not a curated record.
GCCCGCCCGCCCGCCGCCCGCCCGCCGCCCGCGCGUCCGACGCGGGGGCUGCCGCCGUGUCUGCGUCCGCCAUGCGUCCCGGGGCGCCGGGGCCACUGUGGCCGCUGCCCUGGGGGGCCCUAGCGUGGGCCGUGGGCUUCGUUGGCUCCGUGGGCUCUGGGGACCCCGCGCCCGGUGGUGUCUGCUGGCUCCAGCAGGGCAGAGAGGCCACCUGCAGCCUGGUGCUGAGAACGGACGUGAGCCAGGCUGAGUGCUGUGCGUCUGGUAACAUCGACACCGCCUGGUCCAACUUCACGCACCCAGGGAACAAGAUCAGCCUCCUGGGCUUCCUGGGCCUUGUCCACUGCCUCCCCUGCAAAGAUUCGUGCGAGGGCGUGGAGUGCGGCCCAGGCAAGGCCUGCCGCAUGCUGGGGGGCCGUCCGCGCUGCGAGUGCGCGCCCGACUGUUCGGAGCUCCCAGCGCGCCUUCAGGUCUGCGGCUCGGACGGCGCCACCUACCGCGACGAGUGCGAAUUGCGCGCCGCGCGCUGCCGCGCCCACCCAGACCUGCGCGUCAUGUACCGGGGCCGCUGCCGCAAAUCGUGCGCGCACGUUGUGUGCCUGCGGCCGCAGUCAUGCGUGGUGGACCAGACUGGCAGCGCGCACUGCGUCGUGUGCCGCGCGGCGCCCUGCCCCGCGCCCUCCAGCCCCGGCCAGGAGCUCUGUGGCAACAACAACGUCACCUACAUGUCCUCGUGCCACCUCCGCCAGGCCACCUGCUUCCUGGGCCGCUCCAUUGGCGUGCGCCACCCGGGCAGUUGUGCAGGCACCCUCGAGCCGCUAGAUGCUGAGUCGGAGGAGGAGGAGGAGGAGGAAGAGGAGGAGGAGGAGGAGGAGGAGAACUUUGUGUGAGCCUGAGGGACCGGCCUGGGCCUGGCGUUCAGGGCAGCCCCGUUUUAUUUAUUGCCACAGCGGAGUCUAAUUUAUGUCCCACGGACACUCCUCAGAGCCUGAACCGGGACCAUUUUGGGAGCCCUGUUGCCCGCCCCCGGCGAUAUCUUGGAAGGAGGCCUGGGAGCAGGGCUGGUGGGUGGGGUGCCACCCCAGGCCUAGGUACCCUGCUGCCCAGGAGGACCCCACGCUUCUGCUUCUUCGGGGAUAACUCUAUUACUUGUCGCUGCCACCGAGAGGGCUGGAGAUUUCCUGCCAGCAAUUAAUGAAGAGGCACCCUGGCCUCUAUUGAUAGAACAGGGACCAGGGGGUGAGAGGGGGUCUACGGCCUGCGUGUGUAUAGAUGAGCGUCAGAACAUGCCCAGACCCUAGACAGGCCAAGGAAGCAACCACUGUCCCCCACCAGCCCCAGGGUAACCAAGGGGCUUACCUUCCCUCUCCCUCCAGCUCCCAGUGUGUUCUGUGAAGACCCCUGAGAAAAGCCCAGCUUGUCCCCAGGGACAGGGUGCCAUCUGGGCCUCUGGACACAGGACUUGGGCAUGGCGAGGUCGUAUCUGCCCAGAACAGGGCACCUUGUCCAGUGGUGCCCGGUCCACUUAGGGUGGGACCCGGUGGGGUCCCUGCUCACCCACUGGCCCAGGAUGGAGUAUAGACACCAAGACCCACUGCACACCUGGCAUCCUGGAGCCGUGUGUUUGAGGGGCACCCCAGUGCCUACUGCCCCGUGCACAGGUGAGGUCCAGACCCGGGACCCUCUGUCCCCCGCAUCCUGCCCUGGCCACGCCUCUAAGCCCAGUUCCCAGCUGAACCCUCCCUGCCUGCCAGCUGGGUUCCCUCCAUCUUCCUGGCCUGUUGCUCUUUGUCACCUCCUUGUGCCUGUGUGUAGACUGGAGGUUCAGACUGGGGUGGGGGCCCAGCGGGGCAGGAGCCCAGCUCCCCGAGUUUGGAGCAAGGAGCACAGGCCAGUGGGGCUCGUCCGUGUCCUUCCCAGCCUCCAGGAAGUGCCUUACCUGUGACACCUGGAAAAGUGCCCUUGAGCAGUGGGUUCGCCCGAGCCCCCGACAAGGCAACCUCCCCCGCCCUGGGGUCCUGCCUCGCCUGCCAAAGAAAUAAACACUGAAAAAGCCA